AUGUCCCUGAAUUCGGAAAUAUCAGCUUCCAGCAGCUCCGGCAGAGAUUGGUUCUUCCCCUCACAAAACCCCCGCCGAUUAUACUCUGAACCAAAGCCUCACCCUACUCCCACCCCAGGAAUUCGCCGUCGCCGCAUUAAGUUCCCUCGGACACCUACUCCCACCAACGAUAAAGCUCCUCAGACUUCCGAUGAUGCAAAAAAAGUUGCUGUCCCGCAGUUUCGUUUCCAGUUUGCCCUAGCGACUUUCACUAUUGCGUUUUUCUUGCUUCUUCUACUUGUCCGACUAAAUUACUUGCAGGCUCAAAUUCUCGGACUUAAUCUCAGAUUACACGCCUGCCAUAAGUUGGACACCUUCACAACUGAACCUACUUCGCCUGCAAACUUCACCAGAAACCUUUCCCUUACUUUCUCCUUCACACUUGUACUUAUCCCUAUCAUCUUUUUUAAGUACGUUGACUAUCUCUCCAAAUCAACAUGUGCUGACAAUAUAUCCCAACAAGUUUCUCUAAACAAGCUAAUUGCCUACCGCCUUGAUGUCUUUUUAUCCGUCUACCCAUAUGCUAAACCCCUUGUUUUGUUAUUUGCAACACUUUUACUCAUCUUUAUUGGAGCCUUGGCCCUUUUUGGUGUCACUUCCCAUGAUUUACUGCAUUGCCUCUGGCUCUCUUGGACUUAUGUUGCUGACUCUGGUAAUCAUGCCAAUUCCCAUGGAAUUGCUCCAAGGAAGGGAAAAAGUCAAGUGGUUGAGCUAAAUCAUACUUUGAUUCUUGGUUGGAGUGAUAAACUGGGUUCAUUGCUAAAUCAACUUUCCAUAGCCAACGAGAGUCUCGGUGGAGGAACCGUUGCAGUGAUGGCUGAGCGAGACAAGGAACAAAUGGAGCUUGACAUUGCAAAAAUGGAGUUUGACUUCAAAGGAACAUCUGUCAUAUGCAGAAGUGGCAGCCCCUUGAUUUUGGCUGACCUGAGAAAGGUUUCUGUUUCAAAGGCACGCUCUAUAAUUGUCCUUGCUGAAGACGGGAAUGCCGAUCAGAGUGAUGCCAGAGCUCUAAGAACAGUCUUAAGUCUGACUGGAGUCAAAGAAGGAUUACGAGGGCACAUAGUAGUUGAACUUAGUGAUUUGGACAAUGAAGUCCUUGUUAAACUUGUGGGCGGUGAUCUUGUUGAAACUGUUGUAGCUCAUGACGUCAUUGGUCGCUUGAUGAUUCAAUGUGCUCGGCAGCCUGGACUUGCACAGAUUUGGGAAGAUAUACUUGGUUUUGAAAAUUGUGAAUUCUACAUCAAAAGAUGGCCGCAGUUGGAUGGCAUGCAGUUUGAAGAUGUAUUAAUCAGCUUUCCUACUGCAAUUCCAUGUGGAAUCAAAGUUGCAUCAUAUGGUGGUAAAAUCAUUUUGAACCCUGAUGACUCCUAUGUUAUGCAAGAAGGAGAUGAAGUUCUGGUGAUUGCAGAAGACGAUGAUACCUAUGCCCCGGCGUCCUUUCCUACGGUAUGGAGGGGAAGCUUACCCAAGGAUUUUGUUUAUCCAAAGUCUCCAGAGAGAAUACUUCUUUGCGGUUGGAGGCGUGAUAUGGAAGACAUGAUCAUGGUUUUGGACGCAUCUCUAGCACAUGGGUCAGAGCUCUGGAUGUUCAAUGAUGUUCUAGAAAAGGAGAGGGAAAAGAAGUUAACCGAUGGUGGCCUUGAUAUAAAUCGGUUGGAAAACAUUACACUAGUUAAUCGUGAGGGGAAUGCUGUUAUACGUCGUCACUUGGAAAGCCUUCCAUUAGAAUCAUUUGAUUCAAUAUUGAUUUUGGCAGAUGAGUCAGUUGAGGAUUCAGCCAUUCAAGCUGACUCUAGAUCUCUUGCCACUCUACUUUUAAUCCGUGACAUACAAGCCAGGCGUCUUCCUUAUGUAGCUAUGGUAAGUGAGGCUCAUGGAGGAAGCUUUUCAAAAGGGUCAUGGAUUGGGGAAAUGAAGCAGGCCUCCGAUAAAACAGUUAUAAUUAGUGAAAUUUUGGAUCCUAGGACAAAAAACCUUUUGUCUAUGUCAAAAAUUAGUGAUUAUGUUUUAUCAAAUGAGCUUGUGAGCAUGGCUUUGGCGAUGGUUGCAGAAGAUCGGCAGAUAAAUGACGUAUUGGAGGAGCUGUUUGCGGAGCAGGGAAAUGAAAUGCAUAUACGACAAGCAGAUGUAUACCUCCGUGAAGGUGAAAAAUUGAGUUUGUAUGAAAUAAUGUUAAGAGCUCGAGAAAGGAGAGAGAUUGUGAUUGGAUAUCGUUUAGCAAAUGCAGAAAGGGCGGUUAUUAAUCCUCCGGCGAAGAGUGAGAAACGGAAGUGGUCGGUGAAGGAUGUUUUUGUGGUGAUUACUGAAAAGGAAUGA
Molecule: messenger RNA, 2355 nt
Organism: Vicia faba (fava bean)
Lineage: Eukaryota; Viridiplantae; Streptophyta; Magnoliopsida; Fabales; Fabaceae
Source: the annotation of a GenBank genome assembly